This is a messenger RNA of Diplodia corticola, 597 nucleotides long. RefSeq names its product dimeric alpha-beta barrel protein. The coding region runs from base 1 to 597 and encodes 198 amino acids. The transcript is spliced from 2 exons. Gene Ontology annotation, molecular function: oxidoreductase activity. Lineage: Eukaryota; Fungi; Ascomycota; Dothideomycetes; Botryosphaeriales; Botryosphaeriaceae. The record is from RefSeq and is a predicted model, not a curated record.
AUGCCACAGCCAGCGCGCCGACGAAUCGAAGCCGCGCCCUACCACCCUACGUAUGCAACCUACCCGGCGAUCCGGCGAUCCCCCGGCCUCAUCCCACCUGUUCCACCCCCCUCCGCCCCGCCGCCUCACCGUCGCCCAACCCGCCCCACCAUGGUGCUCGAGGCCGGCUAUCCGGGCACCACCGGCUUCCGCAAGGUCACCAAGGCCACCAUCAUGGUCAAGAAAAAGGACGGCAUCGCCGACCAGGCCUUUGUCGAGCAUUACACAAAGCACCACGCCACCAUGGCCGCCGACGUCCUGCUGAAGCACGACAUCAUCACCUACUCGCUGACCUUCCAUCUCAAGCACGAUCGCACCGUCACCCAGGACAUCAUGAAGGGCAAGGCACAGCUGCUCGACUACGACGCCAUCUGCACCUUUGUCUUCCCGGACUACCUGAGCUUCGCCAAGUUCAUGUACGACCGCGAGUCGCACGCUCUGUCGUCCGACCACGACAACUUCAUGGACGAGGCCCAGAUGAAGAUGAUGGUCGGCGACGAGUACAUGGUCAUCGAAGACGGUAAGAAGGUCGAAAAGCCGGAUCCGAGCGCCGUGUAG